Molecule: messenger RNA, 4856 nt
Organism: Paramuricea clavata
Lineage: Eukaryota; Metazoa; Cnidaria; Anthozoa; Malacalcyonacea; Plexauridae
Source: the annotation of a GenBank genome assembly
AAAGGUUAGUAUUCCAAAAGCAAAACCUAAAGUAGUAGAAACAAGACAAUUCAAGCACUUUAACAUUAACAAUUUCCAGCAAGACCUUGACCAAGCACUUAACUCAACUUUGUUUUACAAUUGCACUGAUGCAAAUACUGCCUGGUGCACAUGGAAGGAAAUAUUUUUGGAAAUUGCUGACAUUCAUGCCCCAUUACUAAAAAGAAAGGUAAAAAGUGAAUAUAACCCUUGGAUGACAAACGAAAUUAAGAAUAUGAGCUAUCAUAGAGAUUUUCUAAAGAGAAAAGCAAUUAAACAUAAUUCGACAAGAUAUCAUGAACUAUACAAGAAUUGCAGAAAUCGUGUUAACAAUCUUAUUAAAGAUACUAAAGCUAUAUACUUUAAGAACAAGCUAGAAAGUACUACGAACAGUAAGGAAGGAUGGAGAACAAUCAAUUUACUAUUGAACAAAAAAUCUAAGUCCACAUUAAUUAACGAAUUAAAAGUUGGGGAUAGUAUAGUUACUGGUGACAAAAAUAUUGCAACAGCAUUCAACAAUUAUUUUUCUACAAUUGGUGAAAAAUUGAGUGAGAACUUAUCUUGCAACAAUACCGACCCUCUUAACUACGUGACACCAGUGACUGAGGUAUUCGAGUUAAAUAAUAUAACAAUGGAUGAAUUAAGAUGCGAGAUAUUUAAAGCAAAAGCCGGGAAAUCAACAGGUUUGGAUAAAAUUUCAAACAAACUAUUAAAAGCAGCCGGGGAGACCAUUAUCGGCUCCUUAAGUCAAAUUUUUAAUCUAUCUAUCGAUACUGGAAUUUUUCCAGACGAUUUGAAACACACUAAGGUAACCCCUCUUUAAAAAUCAGGGGACAAGAUGGAUUGCGAUAAUUACAGACCUAUCUCAGUAACAUCAGCAGUAGCAAAAAUAUUUGAAAAGCUGGUCUCUAGGCAACUAAAUAAUUUUUUAGAAUUUCACCAGAUAGUAUCCACAAAUCAAUCUGGAUUUCGCACUCAACACUCCACAGAGACUGCACUCUUAUAUUCUGUAAAUCAAUGUCUUGUAAAUAUGGACCAGGGCCUUAUUAAUGGUCUACUGUUUCUUGAUCUCAAAAAAGCAUUUGACACUGUGGACCUCAACAUACUCAUUUCAAAAUUAGAGCUUUACGGAGUACGAGGGAAAGCAUUACAAUGGUUUAUUUCAUAUCUGAGAGGGAGAAAGCAAGUUUGCAAAAUUAAUCACGAAAUAUCAGAUAGAGCUACAAUUACUUACGGAGUCCCUCAGGGUUCAAAUCUAGGACCACUGCUUUUCUUACUUUACAUCAAUGACUUACCAAAUUGCUUAAGGUCUACAAAAGCAUCAAUGUUUGCAGAUGACACUAAUAUAUCCUGUGACGGAAAAUUAGCAACUGACAUUCAACAAAAAAUUAACUCAGACUUGAACAGUGUUCAUAAUUGGCUAUUAGCUAACAAACUAACUUUAAGUGCUGAGAAAACAGAAUAUAUGGUUGUUGGUUCGAGACAAAGGCUUAAUCAAAUAAAUUCAGAUCCUGACAUAUUAAUAGGAGAUCAUAUGAUAAAGAGAGUUUCUAACAAAAAAUUCCUAGGAGUGGUUCUUGACGAACAACUUAAUUGGCAUAACCAUAUAGAUAAUCAAUGUGCAAAAAUUUCAAAAAACAUUGCACUUUUGAGAAGAGCAAAAAGUUUUCUGACAGAAAAUGCCCUUAUUACAAUGUACAAUUCACUAGUCCUACCACAUUUCACUUACUGCUCAACAGUUUGGCACAACGGAAAUAUCACCCACAUCGACAAAUUAAGUAAAUUACAAAAAAGAGCAGCACGUGUUAUCACUAACUCAGGGUAUGAAAUAAGAUCAACAGAGAUCUUAAAUAGAUUGAAUUGGGAGCCCAUUGCAAAUAUCCUCGAACAACGUGAACAAACAAUGACAUUUAAAGCAAUUAACAAAAUGACACCAAAAUAUUUAACAGAAAUGUUUACUAUGUCCCAGAACGAUAAUUAUGCAUUGAGAAGUAACGAACGAAAACUUCACUUAUCAAAACCAAACACUAACUUCCUUAAGAAAAGUUUUUCCUACCGCGCAGCAGUGUCAUGGAAUAAACUUCCAAACGAAAUUCUCGAGGAACAUGAGCAUCUUUCAUUGAAUCAGUUCAAAAGGCUUAUUAAAAAUUGCUAAGAUAGCGAAAUUUUCCCGAAAUUUUAUCGAAUGUUUACUUGCAUUGUAAGGUCGUUUGCAUGUUAUACUUCAAUUUGAAUUAAUGUUAGUGUGUUAUAUUUUAGGUUUAGAUUUAGUUUUAUAUCUUUUUAAUAGUUUUAGACCACGGCCCUUUGAAAAACAGGCAACUGAAAGGUUACCGUGGAUAAAUACGUUUAAAUAAUAAUAAUAAUAUGGCUAUUGGCGGAUUAUAACCCAAUCGCUCUUUCGCACAGUGGUAUUCGGCUAGCAUUGCGCUUGUAAACUAGUAGACCCUCUUUGCUCUGGCUAAAUCUAUUCUAAUGCUUGUGGUAGUGUAGCCGUUACACCGUUAGCAAUAGCCUAGCCGUACAUAGUUACUCCUCUGAUGCAUACUUAAUACGCGCCUCUAUUGAUUUAUAGGCACUCUCUCUUUCCCGUUUCUGUGGUUUCUCCUCUUAAUUUGCAUCAAUUUGCCUGCGAACUCCAGUCUCAUCCGGAUCGUUCCAAAGUGAAUUAUGUUCUCAGUGGGAUUGCCCACGGCUUUGAUAUUGGUUUUCUCCCCCAGUUCCCUGUAACCUCUGCACGAAAAAAUAAAGCUUCAGCAACUGCCCAUUCUGAGAUCGUGGAUGCGUACCUGCAAAACGAAGUCGCUUUGGGACGAGUAGCCGGUCCUUUCCUUAGCAGCCCGCUACCUAAUUUGCACGUUAGCAGUUUUGGCGUGAUCCCCAAGGCUGGUCAACUAGGAAAGUGGCGUUUGAUUUUGGAUUUGUCGUCACCACAUGGGCGUAGUGUUAAUGAUGGUAUUGACCCCCGAACAAUUCUCUCUGCAGUAUAUAAAAUUCGAUGAAGUCGUUGCCAUGGUCAACAAAUUAGGUCGGGGUGCACUCAUGGCUAAGUUUGACGUCCAAAGCGCAUAUCGUAACGUCGCUGUACUGCCGUCGCAACGUCAUCUGCUUGGCAUGAAGUGGCGGGGAAAGUUAUGCGCAGAUCUUGCUCUUCCGUUCCAUUUACGUUCAGCGCCAUUCAUUUUCAAUUCUAUUGCGGAUGCGAUAGAAUGGAUUUUGCAUAAUAACUACGCCAUCGCCGACGUACCUUAUGGACUACCUCGACGACUACAUUACAGUUGGUCCACCUCAUCUCCCUCAAUGUGCGCAUAAUCUGGCGAUGGCCUCCUCCGUUUGUAGCCGUUUGGGCGUCCCUUUACAUCCCAAUAAAACGGACUGUCCCACGUCCUGUUUAUUUGUCUUGGGAAUCGAAUUAAAUUCCAUUCUCCAAAUUGCGCGUCUACACAAGGUUAAGUUAGAAGCUCUCAAGCAGCUCCUGAAAGAAUAUCAACAGAAACGAUGGUGUACACGUACGCAGCUAGGGAAACUGCACCAUGCAUGCCAUGUGGUUUGGCCUGGUCGUACCUUUUUGCGCCGAAUGAUUAAUCUUCUUUGCGUUUUUCGCCACCCGCUCCACCCCAUCCGUCUUAACGCGGAGUUUCGAUCAGAUUUGCAGUGGUGGGUCCAGUUCAUUGAGGAGUGGAAUGGUACAAACUUUUUCCUACUACCUGGACUCCUGCCAUUAGCCGAUCUGGUGAUUACAUCGAUGCCGCGGGUUCCAUUGGAUAUGGCGCCGUAUACCAUCAACAAUGGUUCAAUCAUGUGUCUCUCGUUUCAAUUGGCAGGUGUUUCGUGAGCUAGACCCCAAUUGCUCAUCGCUACCAACGCCUCUUCUAGUAAUCCUAUUGCAUCAACUGUCGCCACGGACCUAGAAACCCAAUGCCAUAGUUUUCUUCGUCACGGUUUAGCGUCGUCAACCCAAAAAAACCUACGCUUCUGCCCAACGCUCAUUUCUGCAAUUUUGUGAAUCCGAAAAUCGCUUGAACUUAAAUGGGUCGCCUCUCCCGUCGGGUGAAUGGACCCUUUGCCUUUUCGCUACGUGGUUGGCGAAUAACUUGAAACCUGCGUCCAUAAAAGUCUACCUGUCAGCCGUACGAGCACUCCAUAUCGAACAUGGUUAUCUUGAUCCCUUAGUUGGCUGUCUGCGUUUACAGCGUGUGGUAAAGGGCAUCAAACGUUGCAAAGGUGGCUCUCAAGAUAAGCGUCUUCCAAAUACCCGGACAUUCUUAACGCGAUCUAUCGCUGCUUGGACUUCGCGGUCUACGAUGACGUUCGGGGCCUUUUGUUGUCUGGCAUAUUUUGGUCUCUUGCGAUCAUCCGAGUUUACUGUACUUCAUGUACUUCAUGGCAUUUCCUAUUCUCCAUCGCUUCACUUAUCCCAUCAUGAUGUUGCCUUUGACCGAAGAGGCGAUCCGUCUUGUCUUCAAGUGCUUAUCAAAGUAUCUAAAACCGAUCCCUUUCGGCAUGGGUGCACUCUGACUUUGGGUCAGGGUCGUUCUCCCUCGUGUCCAGUCGAAUCGCAACUCAGCUACUUGGAGAUCCGUGGAGGUGCCGACGGCCCUCUGUUCGUCCGUUCCAAUGGCGCCCCCUUGACACGUACAGUUUUUACAGAGCGUCUUCGCCGACUGCUGAGCCAGGCUGGUAUAACUGGUCAUUUUGGCAGUCAUAGUUUCCGGAUUGGCGCGGCUACUACAGCGGGCCUGGCUGGCGUCCCCGAGAAUAUGAUCCAGACUUUAGGACGAUGGAGCAGUUCAGCUUACCUGGCAUAUAUACGAACGCCGCGUAAUUUAUUAGCUAGU